Nanorana parkeri is the source of this 774-nucleotide messenger RNA. RefSeq names its product family with sequence similarity 3 member B (gene FAM3B). The transcript is spliced from 8 exons. Lineage: Eukaryota; Metazoa; Chordata; Amphibia; Anura; Dicroglossidae. The record is from RefSeq and is a predicted model, not a curated record. The coding region runs from base 7 to 717 and encodes 236 amino acids.
CCAGCCAUGGUCAACUUCAGGUUCCUGUCUACAACUACGGUGAAGGUGAUCGGAUUAUUAUGUGCCUCCGUGUGUGCCUGGUACUUAGGCUAUUUCUUUGCUGAGAUAUUACCUGAAGACUCCUUACAGACCGCCAUCGGAAGCGUUCAGCGACUGGGAGAAAAACCUGUAAUCAAAGCCCCACCGCCAUUGAAACAGAAGUGCGCAGUGUGGAGAAAUUGCCAGCCGUCAGAGGUGGUGUUCCGUAUACGAUGCGGUGGCUCGAAGGACAUCCUACCUGAUAUCUGUCUGGACGGUGAGAUGUUAUUGGGAGGAAGUCAGAAGACCGGAAACAGAGGAUUGAACUUCGUCAUCGUCAAUCCUACAACCCUAAAAGUUAUCGACACCAAGACGUUUGAUAUGUACGAAGGAGAUUUCUCGGGACCAAUGGUGGAGUUUAUGAACAAGAUCCCUGCUGAGUCCAUUAUCCUGGUGGCCAGUCAUGAUGAUGCGUCUACCAAGUUAAACGACGCUGCGAAGAAAGCUUUCGAAGACCUCGGCAGUAAAGAAAUCCGUAACGUACGAUUCCGAUCCGGGUUUGUUUUCUUGGCUGUUAAAGGUGCCACCAUCCCGGACUAUAUUGAAAGAGAGAAGAUCAUCCAUUCAGAAGACACCAGGAACAGAUACAGCGGCUGGCCGGCAGAAAUCCAGAUCGACGGUUGUUUGCCCAGAAAAUAAAGCGCAAUUCUUCUACAGCUUCUCUAUCCGUUUAAGUCGAAUGAACUGCAGCAAGGA